This is a messenger RNA of Plasmodium gonderi, 870 nucleotides long. Its product is annotated as variable surface protein. The transcript has 3 exons. The record is from RefSeq and is a predicted model, not a curated record. Bases 1 to 870 code for a protein of 289 amino acids. NCBI's taxonomy places the organism in Eukaryota, Apicomplexa, Aconoidasida, Haemosporida, Plasmodiidae.
AUGGCUAAAAAUAUUUAUGAAUUAGCAAAGGAUUUUCCUAAUUUGCAGUCUAUUAUGGAAAAAGCAACAUCCAGUGUAGAUGAGGUAAAGACUGGUAAUUGUAAUGGACUUAAUGAAAACUAUAUAGCAAAAUUAGUUACUCACAUUAAGGCAAUAUGCGAAGAAUUACAGAGAUAUACUAGUAGAAUACAAAGUUAUUACCCUACACUGCUUAACGAUUCGAGUUGUAUAUAUUUGUAUUAUUGGCUAUAUUAUUAUAAUAAUAAGAAAUAUGUAGGUGAAGUUAAAAGUCUUUAUAAAGAAUUGAUCAAUGCUGAUGAUACAACCCAUAGGGAUAUAUGUGAAAAAUAUUUUAACACUAUUGUUACAGAUGAUGUAAUGUCAAAUCUCAAAGAUCUAUAUGACAUGUUCUCAAUGCUUAAUCAUACAAAUGGUAUAAUUAAUACAUGUACACAAUAUUGUGACUGUGCCAAGAAGUGUGCCAAAAUAUAUAAAAAACAUAUGGAUACAUGUAAAUACGAUAGCAACACAUAUUUUUGUAAAGAAUUAAUAAAUAUAAAAGAAAAAUAUGAUUCACAAAAUUUAAAUGUGCACUGUGGAGAAGAUACAACUAAAACAUUACCUUCUUUCCAAACAAAUAAUACAACAGUUUUUACAUUAAUUCCUAUAGUUUCAACAUUAGCAAUAUCGUUUUUCCUAUUUAUUUUGUAUAAGUUUACUCCAUAUGGACGAAAUCUUCUAUGUACAAAUAUGGAUAAAACAGAAAUAUAUAAUAUUACAGAUAAAGAAUGUAAUAUAUUGCAUCUAUCUGAAAUGUCCAAUUCCAAUUUAAGAAAUAAUGAAUAUCAAAUAUUAUAUAAUGCAAAUUAA